GGAGAAAAAACUGUGCCUAAACAGUGAUUUUCACUCGUAAUUUUUUUCAGCCCCGUCUGUUCAAAAUUUCUUCUGCGUCCCAUCGAACUGCAAUAAUCGCGCCGCCUCCAAGCCAAGUCAAAUUUUCCGUCUGUAUUUUAUCUCGCUAAUCUGUCAGCCAAGUGUCAACAAGCACUCCAGUACCCGUGUGUUAUCACCUCGUUGGAAUUAAAAGCCGCUGAUCGGAGAAUAAUUCGCAUUCGAUCAGCGAUGUCUCUUCUCAUUGUGGGGGGCGUUUGCACGGCGCCGCCGCCAGCUCUGUCGGUCAGUGGGUGGCAUAAUCAAUAGACGUCGUAGUCGGAAGUGUCGGGAGCGGUUGUGUGUGCGGAGUGAAUGCCAGGCAUAGAUUUUUCUCCGAGGAGACCAUGCAGCCGCCGCCGAGAAAGGGUAAUUACGCCAAAUUCCUCAAAAACCUCCACACGGAGCAAAUCAACAAACUCGCGCUCAAGAACCAGCACGAGUGUGACCUGCUCGAGGACAUUAGGAGCUUUACGAUCAGGAAAUCAGCGUUAGAGAAAACGCACUCUGAAGACUUGCUUAAGCUGACCUCGCAGUUCCUCAAUAAGAAGGCACCCAAUAUUCCCGAUAUCAAAAUCGAAGGUAGUGAGGAAAAAUGGAACAUGUGGAACGUUUGGCGAACGGUUCUGGAAGAGAACGAAAAACUGGCAAGGGCUCGAUUAGCAGCCGUCGAAGUUUUUCAGCAGCAGAUAGCAGACGACGCGAAAAUUUUAAGGGUGCAUAAGCUCCAAGCAGCGAAAAAAUGUUUGGAUCAGUUGGCUCUCGUACAAAAGGAGUUACAAGGAUGUGUACAAGAAGUGGACAAGACGAAAAAAAUGUACUUUGAUGAGGAACACAGUGCUCAUGGGGUCAGGGACAAGGCGAGAGACAUCGAAGAAAAACUCAAAAAGAAGAAGGGCGGUUUCUUCACCUCAAUCACCUCCUUGCAGAAAAACAGUGCAAAAUACUCAACAAAACGCGAACAACUCGACGAAAAAUCGACGGGCGCCCGCAACGACUACCUCCUGUGCCUGGCGGCUGCAAACGCCCAUCAAAAUCGCUACUUUGUCGUCGAUUUACAACAAUGUAUGUCGACGAUGGAAAGCGGCGUCUACGAAAAAGUCGCCGAAUAUCUUUUUCUGAUGGGACGCACUGAACUUCUCACCUGCUCGGCGAUGCAAAACUCCUUCACAAUCAUCCGAGAUCAAGCCAAACAACUAACCAGAGAUUAUAAUAUUCAAUGCUGUUACUUGUACUAUCCCGUUCUUAAACAGCACAUACAAUAUCCUUUCGAACCGUGUGACAACGAUCCUAUUGAAACCAUCACAGCAGAACAUGAUUCAGCGGCCGCUACCUUGAGCAAAGAGGCCAGAAGGUGGGCCACGAGGAUAGCAAGGGAGAAUAACGUGAUCAGGGAGAGCACCAGGAAGUUGCAGAUUUAUAGCGCGCUCAGGGAGUCGGGGCAAAAGGUGGAUCCAAACGACCAGAACGGCCCCGAUCUCGAAACGAAAAUCGAAGAGAUGAGGCAGAAUAUUCGGAAAGCGGAAACGGCGAAAGCCAAAGCCGAAGCUCGGAUAGAGGCGCUCAGGGAGGGCGGCGUCAACGUCGACGAGUGGCUGCAGGAGGCCGAGUCGCUCAAUGUCCAGGAUAUCCAACGAUCGGCAAGCUCAUUAUCGGACCACCCCAGCUCGGACUCGUUCUACGACAGCGACUUUGCCGAAGGCGAGACUGCCACCGCCACCGCUCCCCAGGCCGACAAGCACCAGGAUAAAGACAGCGAAGGGAGUCAACACGAUCAGUUUGAAAAUGCAGAGGUCGACGGUGAGUGGGCGAUGCUCGAACAGGAGAGACAAAGGAUCGAACAGUUGACUGCAGGUUGGGACGACCCCACACAAGUCGAUUGGGGUACGGAGGAUACGGAAUCGGAGAGUGUGAUUCGACGAGAGUCGACCCCUUCCAUGCCUCUGCUCAAGUGCACAGCGCUCUACUCGUACACUGCACAAAAUCCCGACGAGUUGACGAUCGUCGAAAACGAACAACUGGAAGUGGUAGGUGAAGGUGACGGUGAUGGGUGGUUGCGAGCGCGCAAUUACAAAGGUGAGGAAGGAUACGUACCGCAUAAUUACCUCGACGUGGAGCGCGAACAGACGGCGACGACGCCCGGACUAGUCAAUCAAAUAUCAUUCUCAUCGGUCGACUACACCGUAGACAACGAGGAGGAGGUGCAAGCACCGUCCGAAACGAAUCAAUCGCCCGAACAAGUCUCCGUUAUUUCGGUGCAAGCCGCAGUUCCCGAUUCACCUGCAGCGUCCUAUUGUAUCGCCCUCUACGAUUACGACGGCGAAGGUGGCGAAGAACUUACUUUCGAAGAGGGACAAAUAAUUAAAGUUUUGAGCAAAUGUGCGCAUAGUGUUGACGACGGCUGGUGGAAAGGCGAACUGGAAGGUAGAAUCGGAAACUUUCCGUCGUUGGUGGUGGAGGAGUGUGACGAAUAUGGCGAACCGUUGACGAAUGAAUGGGAUGAAACGCCGCCACCGUCAGCACCACCGGUUUUUACACCACCUGAUGUUCCCAAUUUUUUAGUAGCAGCUGAGGUGGUUAUAACGCAACCAACGCCAUCUGUAGAACACCCACAAGAACCACCUCCAGUUCUCAAAAAUCAAGGAGAUUCAACAGCAUCACCAGAGGGAAGCUUCUCCAUGGAGCUAUCCCGGGACCAACACCAACAAUACGGCAGUCAAUUUCAGGGAAAUGUUCCAACGAUCGACGUUCCGAGCGUCGAGAUCGUUGGCGAGGAUGACCAGCCCGGCCCCGAGUCCGACCCCCAGCAGGACGAGCUGGGUCUCGGCGUGGCUCAGAUCGUGAUAACGGCCGCCACCCCCAUGAUGGAGGAACCCGAGCACCCGUUCCCGCCGCCGGAGGAGCCGGCCGCCAACCACCGCGAGACGGACACCGCCGCCGCCGCCGCCGCCAUCCCCGAGGAGGACGAGGAGGAGGUGGACGCCGAGCCGGCGCCGGGCGCCGCCGACGGCGACUCGACGCCGUUCGUCGUCAGCAGCAGCACGGGCAGCGACGGCGAGACGACGGGCCCCAGCACCGCCGAGAACUCGGUGAGUCACGUGGUGGGCGAGCCCAAGCAGGUGGUGGGCGGCAGGGCGAGCAUCCCCGACGAGCUGGAGCCGCACCAGCUGGCCCGACUGCAAGAUCUCAAAGAGUCCAACGCCUAGACCAUCAUGUUAGAGCUCUGUUCGUACGCUUCAAAUUAAUAAAUAAAUUACCAAAAAAAAAAAAAUGAAAGGGGUGAUGGGAAACGAUUGGAAAUUGAUUAGGUUUGAUGGAAGAUCGUUUCGAAUCACUUCACUUUGUAGGAUAAAUACGCAUACGUGGACGACGCAAUGGACUAUCAUCAUCUUGUGUGUUGUUGAAUCGCGCGUAUAUUUGUACCUAAUUUGUUAUUAUUGUUAGAUGAACAUAUGAGGAUAUUUUCACUUUAGACAUGUAAGUAGUUUGUAGGUUGUCGGUUGAAUUGGUUACAAUUGUUGGUUGGACAAUUUCUUUUUGCGUUUCGGUAUUAAUGUCACAAACUUAAGGUAAUUUUGUUGGUUUUGAGUGGCUCCUGAUGUCUGUUGGAAACGAAUUUUUUUUGUUAAUUAUUUUCAGGUAAGUUUUUUAUUAUUUUUUUAAUUGAUUAACAAUGAAAAAAUUCUAUUGAUUUCAAAUAAAUUUCACACACGUUUUUGAUAAAGACACUGUCAUUAAUUAUACCAGGUGGGCAACCUCAUCGCGCACCUAAGAAAAUCGCGAUUUCUAAUUAAAUAAAAAAUAUUGCAUUUUACACGCCUGACUGUACGUUCGAAAAAAAAUAACAGUGCUAAAGUUAUACAUUUAAUUAAAUCACCUAAAACUGUUUUGAAGUGUGUACUUCAUUAAAUAAAACAACCAAUAUUUUUCAUUUUUGGAUGUAGUUUAUAAUACAGUUUUUCGGCUAAACUUUUUGCUUUGUUUUUGGAAACAUUAUUCAUUCAUUGCUUUGUCGAAAACGACACAUCUUUUUUAAAAAAUCAAUACACCAUAAGCAAGAUAAAUUAUAAAAAAUUGAAAUAAGUCAAAUUAAAAAAAAGAGCUUGAGUGUUUUAAUAUUCAUUUAGGUAGAUUUAGUUCAAAAAUUAAAAAAAUUAACUCUCUUUAAAUGUUCAAUACCUUAAAAUCGCCUUCAAAUUGUUAAGAUGGCCGAACUCCCUAUUUCCAAUUUUUUUUGAAAUUGUCUAAAUACUCGUAUUUGAGUGUCUCUUCCUGAUAGCAAACAAUAUGCAACUUUAAACACAAAAAAAUUUUUUUUCAGCAAUCCUAAAUAAAUAAAUAAGCUAACAAUAAUAAAGGUAUCUCCCCUAAUUUUUUGGUAAUUUUUCACUUGCAGAUAAAAAUAAUAAUUAAAAAAAGUAAUUUUCGACCAAAAAGUCAAAUUCUAAAUUUUAUACAAAACCACGCGUAUUCACUUCAGAUAAUUGUUUACGAAAUUAGCGAAGAAAAAUACCAAUCAGAUUUUGAAUUAAACGCACUUUUACAUUUCAACUUUAAAAAUUAUUUUUAUUUAUGAGUUGCUACUUGUGGCGUCGUAAAUUUAGGUGACAAUGUGAACUAUAAUUGGGGUAAGAUUGUAAAAGAUUUCGUUGGGAUAUUUCAAUGCAGGCAUUAGUUUUAUUGCAAGACUGUAAAUAAGGGGCUUCAAAAAGGUCGGCUACUGGUAACUGAUCCCUUUGUUGGCAAAUUAUACCAUCUUCUAAUAAAUCACGCGUCUGGUUUGCGUCUAAAUAAAAAAGACCGAUUAUUUUACCAACCAAGUAAAAAUUUAUAAUUCUGAUACCAGCAUUCGAUGGGCUAGCAUUUGGUCUAAAAACUUUGUAGUUAAAUUAACAGUUAGUGCCCAAAAACACACAAAACUGCUACGACUUUAUUUAUUAACAAAAAAUUUAAUAAAAAUCGAGGAUGGUCCUUAUCAAUGUACAGGCUGGUGUGUAAAAUUUCAGGAUUUUUAUUUCAUUAGAAGUCGCGAUUUUCUUGGGUGCGCGAUAAGGUUGCCCUACCCAGUACAUUAUAACCAUAGAGUCCAUCGGUAGCAAAAUUUUUUUGAUUUGUACUUUUCUAGGUGUUUUGAAAUCGUAUUUGUCUUUAGAUUUUGGUUGCGACGUUGCCAAGCUGUUGAUAUUUUUUGCAAGAUUUUGAAAAUACUUAAAGUGAUGCUUGCUAUCAGUGUCCAAAUUGCGAUCUGAAGUAUUGAUAUUUUUUAUAUAGGAGUUUUAGGUAAGUUCUCUUAUAUUUUUAUUAGUUUCUUCUUGAUUUGAAAUUAACUACUUAUUAAAAAAAUUUGAUUGUUUAAUAUAGCGUAAAAAAAGAUUCGAGAGAAACACGUUGUGUAUUGUUUUAUUAUUUCAUAACAAAGAGAAAAGUUGCCAAAGGUUAACUAAUUUUUGGAUUAAAUAUUUAUAAAUCUAGUAGAAGCUGAGACUGCUGAGAGUAUAUUUUUACUGUAUUUAAAAACUAUUAGCUGUUUCAAAACUAUAAAAACGACAACGUUGCAAUUUACCAAAUUAUUUUUUUAAAUACGGUUGAUAAAAAUGUAUAACAGUUUAAGCGAUUUUCAACCAGUGCGAAAAUUCUAAUUCACUGCAGCCAGUACACAAAUUGUGUAGAAAAAUUUAAAGAAAUUUAUUCGCUGUGUAGAUCACAUCUUACAGCGCACAUUUAAUUGUAGUUGAAUUAUAAAUUUGCGAAUAAUUUGAGUUUUGUAAAGUUAAUGACAACUAACGUAAGAAAACUAAUUUGAAAUUAAAAUAUUAUUUAUUUUACACGAAUACACAACGAAUAAAGUUUUUUUUAAUUUUUUUUUUGAGGUUAACGACAAUUUUUUACGCAUUAUUAAUAUAUUAAUAAAACAUUUUUUAUGAUAAUCAACUAAUUUUCAUUCUGAGAAAUUGUGAAAAAAAUUACGUAUAUAAUCUAACAGCAAUAACGCUUAUUUCGGUGUGAUUAUUAGUUUUUGAAACUUAAAAGUAAAGGUAAAAGUAUUUUCACAGUAGAAAUGCUAUGCUAAAAUACCUUAUACGUUUCUAGUGCAUGUGAAUUUUAUAAAAAAAAUCGACAAUUUUUAUAAUAAAUAUUACUUAACUAAAAAUAUUGAAGUAUUAAUUAAUCGAAAUUUUAUAAUUUCGAGUGUCAUUUUAACAUACAAGUGAUGCUUAAUUGAUGUUUCGUACAAAAAUUGGUUAAAAAAAAUUGUUAUUUCUUGUGUGUUGCUAUAAAAGAAAAGAUGCUUAAAUAUUAUUUUGUGCAGAAAAUACGUAAAAAAAUUAACAUUACAAAUUUAAAAAAACGUAAUUUUGGGAUCUGUAGCUAUUUUUUUAAGUAUUAUUUGCACAAAAUAUUAUUUAAGCAUCUUUUUUUUAUAAUAAUAAUUAUAAUUAUUAUAAUUAUAAUAAUAAUUUAUAAUAAUAUAAAUAAUCAGCUGUGUGAUUGUUGGUUUUUAAGAUACACCAAAAAAUACUUUUAGCAGACUCAUUUUCCAUAAAAUUGUUGCACUGUUAUUAUAAUUUCUUCGAAUGACAAUUUACAUGUUUUUUAAUAAUUUUUUUUCAGAUGCGUAUUUCUUUUUUUAAAUAUAGUGAAAUUGAUUUUAGUUUUUAGGUUUCAGUUAAUUUUUGGCAUAUAGAAAAAAUUGAAUACAUAUUUUUACCUAGCAAGAAUUCACUCUUAGUAAAAAACAUUAAGGACCUGUUUAUAGAGAGCUCAAUUAAAGUUAAUUCCGUUGUUAAAUGGGCCAAUCAGAUUUGUUUAACUUGGUCACAUGACCAGUUAAUCACGCAUUUAACUGCGGAUUAAUAUAAUGACGCUUCUACAGCGUGCUCAAAAACUGGCGCACCAACUCAAUGGUGUGUGGUAGAGAACUGGUUACAUAUGAAGGUAAAAAUAGUAAAAAAAUUCUUUGUAUUAAAGUUAUUGAUAAAUAACGGAUUUUAGAUAAAUGAUAUGUGGCAUGAUAUGUUGUCUAACAGUCAUGAGCGCAAUAAAAUUUGAAAAACAAUAAAAAUAAAUUAUUUUUGCAACGGUUUCCUAGGAAAUAAUCCCCAGUGUUGGCACAUCUACACAUUGUGAUUUUUUAGAUGAAUUUUAAUUUUGGUAAAUUAAAAAAACUGCUAAAAUCUGAUAGUAAAUUUAAAAAUAAUUAUUUAUCGUUUUGUUACGGAACAAAUACCUGGUAUGAAACAUAAAAACAUAAAAAAAUAAUGAAAACUAAAGAAGUUAACACAAUAAGUUUGUAGCUCCAGAUUUUUUAAAAUAUGACUUUAGGAAUUUUUUCAACAUUUUUCCCGUAAUCUGCACUUGUUUCUCAAUAAUGUACCACUGAGUUGGUGCGCCAGUUUUUGAGCACCCUGUAUAAAACUGACCUGACUUGACCUGACCUGACCUGACCUGACCUGACUUGUUAAUCACACAUUAUUAGUUUUUCGUAUAAAAGGUGAGUUUUUUUUGUUUUUUUCUUCUUAUGUAAGCAACUAUGAAAAUUUUUCUUUUUUACUUUACUUUUUAUUUAUUGUUAUUGAGAACGUAUUACCUUUUGAGCAGUAAUCAGUAAUACCGACGUCGUAAAUAAUUGAAAAUACAAUUGAUUAUUUUAUUAUUAUAUCCAAGAAAAUUUCUAAUGGUUUUCUUGUCUUAAUUUUUUGUGAAAAUUUAGUACAAACUUUAAUGCGAAAAUUGGAGAUUAUUUAUAAAUAACCUUAAGAUGUUCGGCUAGAUUAAUCGAUCACAUGACCAAGCUGAACCAAUGAGAUGCUCUGAUUUAUGAUUUAUGGAACAAUCGCGUAUUAACUUUUAACAGCCAAUUAAUUUUUAAUAAAACUAUACAGUUUUAAAUAUGUAUUUGAAUGAAAAAAUGAAUAAUGAAAGAUGAUAAAAUAAGAAAUAUUGAGUGUUACAUUAAAAAAAGUAGAUCAAACGAUAAAGUUAAAACAACUUGGCAGAAACGUAAAACUUUUCUUUUGUUAAUAGUUAAAAGACAGUUAAAGUAAAGUGUAAAUUAAUCCAAUUUUGCAAAAAAUAUCAAUAACCGAAAUCUAAAAACCAAAAAGCGUUUUAAGAAAAAAGUUGAUUUUGGUAAUACAGGAGCAUUUUUAAUAAAUUUUUUGUGACAUUUAUCCCAAAACACUGAAAAUAGGCCAGAACUGUUGCGUUUCAACGUUUCGUCUUCCCUGACCAUAGUUGCGCCAACAUCUCAUGUUUCCUUUUCCUCACCAUUGGUUGCCUUAUCUUUGAUUUGUCGCAAGUUCUGGCCUCGAUUGGCACGAAACGUCUAAAGUGUUUUCCAUUGCUUCUCGUGACAAUCUCUCAGUUCAAUCAAAUAGUCAGGAACUAGUAAUUUUUCAAAUUUAAUUUACUAGUUCCUGAACUAAUACAUAUUAUUCGAAAAAAUCGGGCCUACAGUUGGUUGGAAAAGCGUCCGUCGACAGUGAUCGAUAUUUUGCUAAUACAAAGUUCCACUCAAGUCAAUUCAGUUUUGUAUUUUGCAAUAAAGUGUACUCGCAUCAUAUGUCGCACCAAGCGUAGCUUAGUCGCUGGCUAGUUUUAGCUAAGAUUAAAUGACUGAUUUAUAUUUAAGUGAAUAAAAUAAAUCCACGCACUAUUAUUGUGGUGUGUGUUGAGUGUAUAGUGAUUAAAAAUAAAAGAGAAAUCAAGCGCUGUUGCCUAAUUAAACAUUUUAGAUGUUUCUGCAGUUUUAGCAAGAGAGAGACGAGUGGUUUGGUUUUUUUUGAAAAAUAGUUUGAGAGACUGGCAGGAUGCAAUAAAAUAAACCGCAAGUACCGAUGCAUUAAUGUUACCUUCAGAUAUUGUUUGUAUUUUUUCGUUAAGGUUUUUGUGUACUAUCAUGCAAUGUUCCAUCAUGUUUAGCAAUAAAUGGAUUUAGUUUGUACAUAGUAUUUAUACGAUUAAUAAAUUCAUCCAGAUUUA
Tribolium castaneum (red flour beetle) is the source of this 9039-nucleotide messenger RNA. It is a transcript of the gene nwk, whose product is annotated as nervous wreck. The transcript has 14 exons. Bases 405 to 3263 code for a protein of 952 amino acids. Gene Ontology annotation, molecular function: protein binding. Gene Ontology annotation, cellular component: recycling endosome; neuromuscular junction. Gene Ontology annotation, biological process: regulation of actin filament polymerization; neuromuscular synaptic transmission. The record is from RefSeq and is a predicted model, not a curated record. Lineage: Eukaryota; Metazoa; Arthropoda; Insecta; Coleoptera; Tenebrionidae.